This is a messenger RNA of Spinacia oleracea (spinach), 1578 nucleotides long. RefSeq lists its product as uncharacterized. The transcript is spliced from 12 exons. NCBI's taxonomy places the organism in Eukaryota, Viridiplantae, Streptophyta, Magnoliopsida, Caryophyllales, Amaranthaceae. The record is from RefSeq and is a predicted model, not a curated record. The coding region runs from base 1 to 1578 and encodes 525 amino acids.
AUGAGCAAUGUGGUGGUUUCAUUAUUACUGUUUCUUUCCAAAAUACGGUUCUUUCGUCUUCUUCCUCCUUGCGUUCUCUCCCGCUCAAUUGAUCUCCCUCCAAAUUCUCCGUCAAGAACUGGCCAAAUUCUCAGUCUCUCGUUAGAAGGUGAAGUCAAUUUAUUUCUGAUGGUUAUCAAGGGACAAAGUGGUAGCAGCAGCAAACGUAGGGAAAAACGCGUGGAAGUUGCUCGGAAUAGUAAGCUAAAGGGCAAAGACCCUGUCGUCGAUGAAGAAAUGGAAGAAGAUGAGGAAGGGCGAUCACUGUCUGGGGAUGACAGUGAAGAAUCUGUUUUUGACGGGGAUGCAUAUGAAGAUGUUGAAGAUGAUGAAUAUGAGGAUGAGAUAUAUGAGGACGAAGAAUUCGAGGAUGAAUUAUGCCAGAGAACAGUGAAACGUGCGCCAAAGAAAAGGCAAUCUGCUAAAAGCAGGAGGGUUAUUUCAUACGAUGAAGUAGAGGAGGAAGAAGAUAUAGAAGACGAAGACGGUGAAUAUAUGGAUGGUGGGUAUGAAGAUGAAGGAGAGGAUGUUGUUGUUCGCGUUCAGAAAAGAGGGAAGAGUUGGAAGGAGGUCGGGCAGAAUGCUUUGAAGAAGAAGGCACAUCUGCAGAUGAUGCGGAAGAGGCGUAGAGAGGAUUAUGAUGAUGUUGACGAGGGAAGGAGACCUGUGAAGAAGACGAUACUUCCUGCGAUGAAGAAGAUGGGUAGGAAGUUUGAUGAAACAGGGGUAGCAAAAGGAAAGCCCCCUGCAAAACAGAAGGCAAUCAGAGGGAAUAACAGGAGGAUGUUUGUGCGGGUACCGAUUCCCAAACAUCCUAUGUCUAGGGGUGAGUAUGCGAAGUUUCACGGCGUGGUAGUUGCUACUCAGCGGGCUAAUUGUGGCCGGAAGAUUUUCUACCUAGACCAUUUAUGCAGGCAUCCUGUGAGAUGGGAUGAGUUUCCCAGGAUCAAAGUCUGGACACAGGAGGAAGUGGAUGAGGCCAAGAAUCGGGAUAGGAAAGCGAGUGAAGAUUAUGGAAGGAUUACGACUGUUGAUGUUGUGUACGGGGAUCUGAAGGAAAUAAUGGAGGGUAGACGGUCUCCCGCAGUAGAGGUUGCUGAGAUGGUAGCACAGAUGACUUCUUCAGAAUGGAGACGCACCCUAACUCAGGAGGUCACAGAGAUGUGGGAUAAUUUUCAAAUACUGAGUGUUAGUGAUAAACAGCUUGCUCCAUUAUUGCAAGAUCGCCGGGGCGUAUCCCGUGAAAGAGGAAUGAGGUCAUAUCAUGCUACCGAUCAUUUGACGAUAGAUGUUGAUGGUGUGGCUAUGCCGUUGGACCAGUCUGUGAAUAAGGUGCUUACAGAGUUGGAUGCCGAUGACGAUUCUGAUGUGGAGUUGCAACCGUCUGAUGGGGGACGUGUAUUUGUGGGCCCUCAUCAACUGACCCAGAAACAAGCAAGCACCCGGUCGACCAGACACAACAGCACGUACAGGUUCAAGCUGGUGACGGGCCACUUCCAGAUGGAAUGUCAUCGGAGAAGGUGGGACAACUGGGUGUAG